AUGUCACUCAUCAAGGACUCCGUCAAGGUGAUGAUAACGGGGACAUCCUCGAACCUCGGGUUCAACAUUGCCGUGCGAUUACUCGAGCAGUUACCAAACGACAAGGAAAUCACCCUUAUAGUAACCUCGAGAACAUUGCCCAAAGCAAAGGAGCUGAUCAGCGAAAUCAAAAACCAUGUGAAGAACAAUAUCCCCGAGAAGACCAAGCUCCUUGAAUUUGACUACAUCUUGGUUGAUUUCACCGACAUGGUGUCGGUUCUUUCCGCAUACUAUGACUUGGACAAGAGAUACAAACACAUUGACUAUCUCUUCAUAAAUGCCGCUCAGGGAGUCUACAAUGGGAUAGACUGGUAUAGUGCCACGGUGGAGGUUUUGAAGAACCCCGUUGACGCUGUAACGAACCCAACUUAUAAACUCCAGCGCACAGGAGUGGCCUCGAAUGACAAUUUGGGGUUGGUGUUCCAGGCCAAUGUGUUUGGCCCUUAUUACCUCAUACACCGGGUCAAGCACUUACUAGCUAAGGGUGGAAAGAUCAUCUGGAUUAGUUCGUUGAUGUCGCAUCCGAAAUACUUGUCCUUCAAUGAUCUACAGUUGCUUAGAUCGCCGGAGUCCUACGAGGGUUCCAAGAGAUUGGUCGACUUGCUCCACUUUGCAUCGUACAGGAGAUUGAAGGAAGAGGAUGGCAUUCUCCAGUAUUUGGUGCACCCGGGUAUCUUCACCAGUUUUUCGUUUUUUCAGUUUUUGAAUCCGUUUACUUACUACGGCAUGCUCAUGCUAUUCUACAUUGCGAGAAUGUUGGGUUCACCUUACCAUAAUAUCUCGGGGUACAUCGCCGCUAACGCCCCCGUCGCGGCUGCCUUGGGAAAAACAAAGCAAAGUUUGAAAGUCGGGUCGGCUUGUAACCGAUCAGGUAAGGAGUAUUUGAAAUAUGAGGAAGUGGAUACCACGGGUAAGGAAGACGUUGCAAAAUACUUGGAGGACCUCAGCAAGGAGUGGGAUGAAAAGCUAAAGCAUCAGAUCACUAACUCUAGACAAAAGUAG
Lodderomyces beijingensis is the source of this 1041-nucleotide messenger RNA. NCBI's taxonomy places the organism in Eukaryota, Fungi, Ascomycota, Pichiomycetes, Serinales, Debaryomycetaceae. The record is from the annotation of a GenBank genome assembly.